Messenger RNA from Amorphotheca resinae ATCC 22711, 800 nucleotides. RefSeq lists its product as hypothetical. Bases 79 to 738 code for a protein of 219 amino acids. NCBI's taxonomy places the organism in Eukaryota, Fungi, Ascomycota, Leotiomycetes, Helotiales, Amorphothecaceae. Gene Ontology annotation, cellular component: intracellular anatomical structure. The record is from RefSeq and is a predicted model, not a curated record. The transcript has a single exon.
CUCUUUCCCAUGCAUUGCGUAUAAUCUCAUUCAUUCCCACGUCCUUUCUUGCUUCUUCGUCGUACAAUAUAUACCCCCAUGGCGUCUCCAUUCCACCCCUUUUUCACCCCCAGCCCCAACGCGCCCGAAUCCCCUCCGAUCCAAGAACUCGUCAAGAGCCUGAACCUGCAACCACACAUCGAAGGCGGCUUCUUCGCCGAGACCGACCGCGCCCCGGACACCGUCCCAUCGCCCUUCCCCUCGCAAGCCUCCUCGACGUCCUCGCUCGCGCCCCAGCGCCCCGGCUUCAACCCUGCGCUCCGCAACUCCUCGACGACCAUCUUCUACCUGCUGACCCCGCAGGGGCCCCAGGGCGGCUUCCACCGCAACCAGGCCCGCACCGUGCACACGCUGCACCGCGGGCGCGGCCGCUACGUGAUCAUCCACGCUGACGAGCCCGGGGGGCGCGAGAAGGAAAAACGCAUCGAGACGUUCGUCGUCGGUCCCAACGUCGCCAAGGGCGAGCGGUUACAGUGGAUCGUCGAAGGCGGGAAGUUCAAAGCGUCGUUUUUGUUGCCGGAUGACGAGGAGGGCGGGCAGGAGGAGAGCCAGGGAUUGCUGAUUAGCGAGGUCGUGGUCCCAGGGUUUGAGUACUGCGAUCAUGAUUUUUUGACGGAGCGUGGUUUGGUGGAAUUGGUUGGCGCGGAGAAGGCGAAUGAGUUGAAGUGGUUGUUGAGUCCUUUGGCGGCUGAGAAUUAAUGAUUGGUGUCUCUUUGGGGGACCUUUGCUAUACAGUUUUCACACCUAAACGUGUUUGUUAU